Drosophila innubila is the source of this 2611-nucleotide messenger RNA. It is a transcript of the gene Atac2, whose product is annotated as cysteine-rich protein 2-binding protein. The record is from RefSeq and is a predicted model, not a curated record. Bases 58 to 2403 code for a protein of 781 amino acids. NCBI's taxonomy places the organism in Eukaryota, Metazoa, Arthropoda, Insecta, Diptera, Drosophilidae. Gene Ontology annotation, molecular function: acyltransferase activity, transferring groups other than amino-acyl groups. The transcript is spliced from 5 exons.
GGCGCAACACAUUGUUUGAAUAAUAAAUACAAAUUUUACAUGUUUUAAGCGUUGAAAAUGCCGCGUUCCAAUGCGGCUGGAGAAGCGGAAAGCACGUGUAGCUACUGUCAGAAUGUCAUAGAGGAUGACAACUAUUUGGAGUGCCAGAAUUGUGAGCAAAAUGUGCACAUCAAGUGUUUGCCACACGCGAGCACGCCAGGCGAUUUGCUUGGUGAUGUUUUCUUCGAUUUCACGUGCAUUAAAUGUGUGAGCGAGGAACACACGGCGGGUAAAGAGACGCCCAAGGAGCGUUUUGUGAGGCAGCGAAUACCUUGGCUGCUGGUGCUGACACUGACCAUAUACAAUUUAUCGAUCAAGUCAAAGGGUUUAAGUCAUCAUGGAUAUUUCCACUGGCGGACGCACAUCAUUAGUUUUGUGGACAAAAACUGGAAUUACAUAUUUGAGCCACGUGUACGCCGUCGGAAGCAAUGGACUGGUUCCGUUUCAGGCGCACUGUCGCACAACAGCCCGGAAUACUUUCAAUCCGGCGUAAAUGUAUGCCUCGAGCAUGGCUGGUGGAAGCUGGCCAGGUCUAAUCUAACGCCACGCAGCGUUCGCAAAGAAUAUGAACAGCGCACAUUGGAGCGUCAACAACUGCGCACAGAUCGAUCACACAGAUUGCCUCCGCUGGAUGAGAAUAGCUGCGGCAGUGAUCUGUCUGUAACGGAUCAUCUUAGCGAUGCACAGGCAUCGACUUCAGCUUCAGCACCAGAUGAAACCCCAGAAAGACUUCAACCACCGAACGAAGGCUGUGCGCGUGCCAUUCCCUACAUGGGUCGUCUGCCCAAAUCAUAUAUCACAACAGUGGAAAUGAAACAGGAGCAGCAGCCACCGCAGGAGGAGCAGACGGAGGAGGUCUCUCAAUUGCAGCCGCUAAGCAGUGUUCAGGCUAGUCUCAUGGAUUUUCUGGCCGAGAGUCUGUGUGGCGAUGACAUGAGCUUGUUUAUGCAGCCGCCUUUAAUUGGUUCAAGCGGCAAAGGAGAUUUCUUCAUGUCCGAAGCGUUACUGGAGGCGCCCGGUAACAACACAAGUUUAUUUGAGCUGGAACCCAACUUUGGCUUGCCACCAGCGAAAAGUGAAGCAUCGGAUAUCAAAACAGUAGGAAAAGAAGCUACCAUGACAAUGCAACCAAUAGAGAAGGAGGAGGAAGAGAAGGAGAAAUCACAAACAAGCAGCGAAAGCGAACAGGAAAUAAUGGAAACAGAGCAACAGACUGAGGAGAUCGAUAAUUAUCAGCCACGUAUUGUGCAGGUGACCAAUUAUCAGGCACAGGAGCAACAAGCACCACAAAUCAAAAAGGAACAGGAGCAGGCAAUCGAAGACAAGGAAGACAUGGAAGUAGAACCACUUGAAAGCAGCAUAAUAAACUUGGAGCGCUGCAAACCAAGCGGUUUCACAAGACAGUUGCGUCGCAAUUGGCCCUGGUUGCAGGAAGCCGAUCAAGACGUCGAGCCUGUGGAGGCGUCACAGGGUCUCCAGCUAAUAAGCGUCUAUGAGGAGCAGCAGCUGUAUCAUCAACUGCACAAGAUCUUUAAGCAGCAGCAACAUACCGAUAUACCCGCCUAUGUGCGCCGUCUCUAUCGCAAGCUCUGUCUGCGCAAAUGGAAACGUGAACACAAUCGGCCCAUUUUCAAUUUGGACGAGCUUAUUGAUCCCAUUGCUCGGUCACGUUUACAGUUGGCGAAGCAACAGCAGACACAGAUACUAGAUCGCUAUCAGCUGCUGAAACUGGGCAACCCAGAUGUGCGCAGUUCUUUCUACGCUCGCAUUGUGGGCAAAUCGGAUUACGAACUCUUUGAUUCGCCGUAUACGAAACGUGUGCUCCAUCCGUUUAUCUAUCGCAGUCAGAAGAUGGCACCUCCUUGGCUACGGUUGAUGUGUGAGCUACAGCAUCGCGUAAAUACAUCCCAUCCCAGCAGAUCCACAAUUGACUUUUGCUAUGUGCGACCACAACAUAUACCAGCUGUCAAUGCGCUCCUCCAAAGCGUUUUCUGGCCAGGCAUCGAUGUGAGUGAAUGCCUCACGUAUCCGGAUUACAGCGUUGUGGCGCUCUACAAGAAACUAGUGAUUGGUUGUGGCUUUCUGGUGCCGGAUGUGGGCUACAAUGAGGCGUACAUUUCCUUUAUGGCCGUGCGUCACAAUUGGCAACGCAGUGGCAUUGCUAGCUUCAUGCUUUAUCAUCUGAUACAGACCUGCAUGUCCAAGGAUAUUACGUUGCAUGUCUCGGCCAGCAACUCGGCUGUGAUGUUGUACCAGAAAUUUGGCUUCAAGAUCGAGGAAGUCAUCCUGGACUUUUAUGACAAAUAUUUACCAAUCGACUCCAAGCAAAGUCGCAAUGCAUUCUUCCUGCGUUUAAUGCGCUGAUGAAGACAACUUCAAUUCACAGCCAAGAUGAGUUGCUAAAUUUAUGUAAUUGUUAUAAUUAAUAUUAAAUGUAAUUUUAAGAAAUAAUUUAAAUUCUAUGUGACAGUUUUCUUUAGCCAAAUUCAGUUUUUCUGAUAGAAUUGACUAAAGUUAUAAUCUGUCUGUUACAUAGUGUAAUAAUUAAAAAUCAAUGUAGUUUUAUCUUUAA